Messenger RNA from Peronospora belbahrii, 372 nucleotides. NCBI's taxonomy places the organism in Eukaryota, Oomycota, Peronosporomycetes, Peronosporales, Peronosporaceae. The record is from the annotation of a GenBank genome assembly.
AUGGCUAGUAAAGACGACCAUAAUGAUGAUGAAAUUCGUGAACAAGAUCGGUUCUUACCAACUGCAAAUAUCUCACGUAUAAUGAAAGUCUCUUUACCAUCUACAGCUAAAAUUGCUAAAGACGGUAAAGAGACAGUUCAAGAAUGUGUGAGUGAGUUUAUCUCAUUUAUCACGAGUGAAGCAAGUGACAAAUGUCAACAGGAAAAACGCAAGACAAUUAAUGGUGAUGACAUUAUAUGGGCCAUGAGUACAUUGGGAUUUGAUUCGUAUGUUGAACCUUUGAAACUUUAUCUACAAAAAUAUCGUGAAUCGGUAAAAGUCGAGAAGAAUGAUAAGAAGGAUAAUGUUGGAUCCUUUGGUGCGUCUUCGUAG